GUUUUAUUCUUAGGCACUUACUGUCCUCACUGUCCUCACUGUCCUCAUUGCUAAUAUUUAAUUUUUAUUGUAGCUUCAAGGAGCGUGGUGCCCGUUAUACUUUGCUUUCACUAUCUGAGAAACAGAAAAAGAUUGGUGUUAUAUCAGCAUCAUUAGGAAACCAUGCCCAAGCACUGAGCUACCAUGGCUGGAAAUUAGAUGUACCAGUUACCGUUGUGAUGCCGAAAGCCGCACCUAUUAUGAAAAUACAAAAGUGUAUCAAUUAUAAGGCGAGAGUGAUCGUAGAGGGCAGAGAUAUGGCUGAAGCCAAAACUUUGGCUAUGAAAAUUGCACGUGAUGAAAAUCUAUUAUAUAUUAAUGGCUAUGAUCAUCCACAUAUAAUGGCAGGUCAAGGUACUAUUGGUUUGGAAAUUCUAGAGCAAGUACCAAAUCCAGAUGCUGUCAUCAUACCUGUAGGUGGCGGUGGAUUAAUAGCGGGUAUAGCAACUGCUAUUAAAGCUCUUUCCCCAAAAACUCAGAUUAUUGGAGUAGAAUCUGAAAAGUGCCCCAGUUUUAGUCGUGCUAUGGCUAAUAACGGACCAGUACACACACCAAUUAAAAACACUUUAGCUGAUGGUUUGGCUGUGCCCAAAGUAGGAUAUAACGCAUACAUAACAGCCUUACCACUUAUCGAUAAAAUGAUUGUCGUGAAGGAAGAGUGGAUUGCAUUAGCAAUUCUUCGUUUAGUGGAAGAGGAAAAAUGUGUAGUUGAAGGUGCGGGUGCUUCAGGGUUAGCCGCCAUAUUAGCUGGACAUCUUAAUGACUUAAAAGGAAAAAGAGUAGUUAUAUUGCUAUGUGGAGGCAAUAUUGACACUACUGUGUUUGGACGCUGUUUAGAGCGUGGGCUCGCAGCUGAGGGUCGCUUGGUUAAGUUUAAUGUUGAAGUAUCGGAUAGACCUGGCGGCAUUCACGAACUUUGUGAAAUUUUAUCAACACUUGGUGUAUCUAUUAAGGACAUUAUGCAUGAACGUGCAUGGCUUAAAGACAUUUAUACGGUUGAGGUUAAAGUUGUCUGUGAAACACGCGAUUGGGCGCACAGUAUGGAGCUGAAAAAUGAGCUGAAAAAAAUUUACACAAAAGUACAAUUUUCGGAAGAGCCGUUGGCUAUUUGUGAAAAAGAGUUAAAUAGUGUUUAAAUUUGUUUUAAAUAAAUAUUUCUUAUUUUUUUUUA
Molecule: messenger RNA, 1210 nt
Organism: Teleopsis dalmanni
Lineage: Eukaryota; Metazoa; Arthropoda; Insecta; Diptera; Diopsidae
Product: L-threonine ammonia-lyase-like
Exons: 5
Coding region: 219-1175 (318 amino acids)
Biological process (GO): L-serine catabolic process; L-threonine catabolic process
Molecular function (GO): threonine deaminase activity; L-serine ammonia-lyase activity
Source: RefSeq, a predicted model, not a curated record